This is a messenger RNA of Rhipicephalus sanguineus (brown dog tick), 5165 nucleotides long. Its product is annotated as zinc finger protein 814. Gene Ontology annotation, biological process: regulation of transcription by RNA polymerase II. Gene Ontology annotation, cellular component: nucleus. The coding region runs from base 472 to 4341 and encodes 1289 amino acids. Lineage: Eukaryota; Metazoa; Arthropoda; Arachnida; Ixodida; Ixodidae. Gene Ontology annotation, molecular function: DNA-binding transcription factor activity, RNA polymerase II-specific; RNA polymerase II transcription regulatory region sequence-specific DNA binding. The transcript has a single exon. The record is from RefSeq and is a predicted model, not a curated record.
CGCCAAAUCAAGACCAAGCGGUACUAUUAUGCGCAAAAAUUUUGACCAGAGUACGCUACACUACCAGCAUUCAGGUAGCAAUUCUUUAACUACUGAAACCCCGAGCAGAAGUGUUUCCGCUUCGGUUACCACUUCCGUUCACGUUUCUGUCUGUCGCACAAAUGCAAUACAUGUGCGCCAACUUCAAUGUGUUUCGCCUUGGACAGUUUAACGUGCCUCUGUGACUCUUCUACAUGUCGGCGAUCGCAAGUCGCAAACGAAGACUUCCCGUGACAGCUUCGCUGGCUCCGCAACGUAGUCUCUUGCGUCCUUGCGUACCUAUCUAGUGAGCGAGCCACGCAGAAAAAAUAAGGAAGGACGAUGCACGCUGCGGGUGUUAGCGGCCGGCGCCGAAGUGGCGCUUAGUUUGCAACGUUUUGACAGUUUUCAUAGUGUGUUCUACGAACUGCGUGCGUGUGUUUGUGUGGCACGAUGUCUCAGCUCUCGAGACAAUCGCCGAACCAGCAGUACAUGUGGGGAUUCAAUGCGCCGCACCGGUGUGCGCACUGCAAACUGCGCUUCGUCGAUGAGUGCGAACUGAACCUGCACCACCGGCGCCAGCACGGUCUCAAGCUUCUCGCGGUCGAGAACUGGAACUCCGGCGAACGAUGCUACGGGCCGGUGUCGGCUUGGCCCUCAAAGGCGGCGCGGGUGAUCGACUUCACCUGCCUCCUGUGCGACCAGCAGUCCACGUCCUGGACCGAGGUCUCUUCGCACAUAGCCGACGCUCACUCGCGGCGCGUGUGCACUUGCUGCGGUCGCCUGUUUGCCAACGAGGCCGCUCUCAAGUCGCACCGUCGCAACAUGCACGAAGCCGCGAGGGCGAAGAUGGGCGGCGCAGAGGUCUUGGCGACUUCGUCGUCGUCGCAAGCUUCUUCUCUCGAGGCCUCCGCGACGAACGAGCCAAUGGCGGUGGACAACAGCGCCGGCAACGCGACGGACGAGAUGCCGACCGCGUCGCUGGCCCAGGUUGACUGCAGCAUCUGCCAGAUGGCCCAAGUGCACCCUCAGGACUCUGACGGCGCCUUCAUUUGCGCCCACUGCGCGUGGACGUCGCUUAGCGUGUCGCGCCUCAAGAGGCAUCACCUCGAGAUUCACGACAAGGGAGAGUAUGCGCAAUUUUUACUCCAGGGAACGUCGGCUGCCGAAGUCGGAUUGAAGGACUCCAAUCCCACCCAAGACGACCUGGCGGACCAGGACACCGUCAGUGGACCGUCGUCCAGGGCCGAGAGCCCCAUUCCCACAGCGGGAUCGAAUGCCGGCAAGAUUAGCAAGGCCACUGUUCGCUCGGUAGAAAGCGGUGCCGUCAUGGACAACAAGAAACGAAAGGAGACGACGAGACCAGCGAAGAGGAACCUAGAGAUUGCUUGUCCGAGCUGCAAUUUCACCGGCUCCACGUAUUUGGCGAUUCGCUUGCACAACAUAUCCGAGCAUGGUGAGAAGCCCUUCCACAAACCUGACGACCAAGGCACGAGUCGGAAACCAUCUGCCACCACUAAGUCAAGGCAUGCGCCAGGCAUGAAGACAGCAGCUAGACCCGCCGUCGAGGGAAGACAAGCAUCAGAUGACAGCCGCAGCAAGAAGAGCUUCACGGCACACGGCUACCAGCAGGACGGCUUCGUCUGCAGUGACAGGAGUAGCCUGGAAAGCGACGACGAAGACAGCUCAACGAACACAGCUGCUCUGAGCCCACACUCGGACGCCGACGCCAGCUGGCAUCCGAGCGAACGGUCGGGUGAGGACACAGUUCAAGAAGAGGAGGAGGAUUCCUACAGUGGCGUCGACAACGAAGAGAGUCACCUCUCCUGCGAGAGGUGCCAGGAGAGCUUCGUCUCCAAGUUGGGUCUCGCCGUUCACAUGAGCCGGUCACACAGGGUGUCAUUCUUCUGUACUUACUGCUUUCGUGGCGCGAAGCGUGUCGACCUCCUGCGCCUCCACCAUGAACGGGAGCACCGACAGCUCCCAUUCACGUACCGCACCCUUGACAAGCUCAAGUUAGUGACGGUUGGCGAAGACUCGGACGAGAGCGACGAAAACACCGUCGCCAGCGAGAGACCCGUUGGCAGGUCUGUCCGGCAUCCCACGAGGCACCGUCACCGUGGCGUUCAGAAGAGUGUCCCGAGGAGCUCCUCGCGACAGUCAUCCGUCAACGUAUCACCGAGCGAGCAACAUGAUUCAACGCCGUGGCGGCGGAAAAGGCCCCGACUCCUCUCCUCGUCCAGCGAUGAGGCGACAGAUUGCUACGAAUUAGAAACUGCCGUACCUACCAUUUCACGAUGUGUCUACUACGGUUACCGGUGCCCCAAGUCAGUCCGUGCUUUCCACCAGUUGGUAGCCAAUAUAAGUGAUGAGUUCAAAUGUAGUGCUUUCAGCUGUGGCUUCAGCACGAGCAGCUCUUCAGACUUUGAAAACCACCUGAAGAGUCAUGACCUCGCCGACGUCUUCUGCAUCUACUGUGGCGAUAGCGUUGCCAGUCCCGGGGCCUUGAUAACUCAUCUCGAAGAAGACCACGGCGAUCUGCGAUUUCAGUGCUUCAAGUGCCUGUACCGAACUGCCCGCAAUAUGCAUUUCAAUAUCCAUUUCCCUCAGGCGCACCCUCAAGAUACAAUUGCAUCCGUACCUCUUUCAAGUCGCGGUGACCCCCCAGCAUCUAUCUCUACUGUAAAGAUCAAAGAAUUCAGUCCAUAUGCGUGCGGGCUUCCGGGGUGUCUGUUUAAAAACAGAAAACGAUAUGAGUUUGAAAAGCACUUUGAAGAGGUUCAUGGCGAUGCAGACUCGUAUGCAUGCGGAAUCUGCCGUAAGAGUUGCCAGUCUGUGGGAGCGCUCCUGGAGCACUUUCGGGACCAUGGUUUCGCGGACAUCGAAUGCGGCUACUGCACCUUCGGGACUGAAAACACUGGCACCAUGAUGCUGCAUGCCUGCUACUGCCACUCAAGCCACUUGACCAUGUUUCGGGUGAGAAGCGACAACCUCAGCAAGCAGCUCAUCACUUCUUCCGACCAAGGCAUCAAGUAUGAAACCUCCUACGACCUGAGCCACUUGACGUUUCAGCAGCGGUGCUGCUACUGCCCAGCGUUGGUGACGGGAUUCGAGGACUUUCAGAAGCACGUGUCGGGCAAGCACGGUCUUGCACUCUCCGUGCAUGAGCUCGCGGACAAACUCUUCAUGCUGUACGACUACACAGAGGCGGUGCAACACGGCCAGUGCCCAUUCUGCUCGUUCGCCGUUGACGACGUCAGGCGCCUACAGCAGCAUGUGUUGAAGCAGGAGCUCCGCAUCACGACCUAUGUCUGUUCGGCCUGCCGUCAUGGCUUUGAUGACCAGCUAUCCUGGAAGAAGCACGUCGACAACCGUUGCUCUUCAUCCGCGACGCUGCUGGUAUGCGAGAACGGGCCGCUGCUCUCGUGGGUGCAGCAUAAUCUGGCGUUCAAGUUCCAGCGUUUCGGCUGCUGCCACUGUGCACAGGUCUUCAACGUGGCGUCCACCUUCCGGAGCCACCUCCAGCGCCACUACACAUACUACCCAGCACUGUGCAAGAUCUGCGACCAGUCGUUCCGUGGGAUCCACGCGAAGGAGGCUCACAUGAGAACCGUUCAUGGCGGGUCGGGCUCGACUGAAGGCAAGGAGGUCGACGUCGACGCGGAAGUGGCCCGCCAAAGCGUCUCGCGCAUGCUCCACACUUGCCACAGGUGCGGCUUUCAGACUUUCAGCCAGACGUACGUUGAGAUGCACCGAGAAAAGUGCUCCACGUCGGAGAGUUCGCAACUCGCACUUCCAGUGAGCCUAGAGAGGUCCGAAAGGGGCAGUGCCACUACAGAGGAAGAGGAGGAUGUCCCCGCUUAUUACUGCAUGCAGUGCAGCGUGGGCUUUAUGUACCUGGAGCGACUGCUAAGCCACGGCUUCACUCAACACGGGUGCGACUACUUCUGCACCCUCUGCUACCGGGGCUUUCAGACCAAGGAACUAUUUGCGCGACACUGCAGGAGUCGUGCCUGCCGACGACCUCCUUCCGCCUUGCACGUUGAAGUCGUGAAGCGGUCCUCGCAGCGGAAGUUCUUCUACAGAGAGCUUUUCAUCGACUACGACGUCGGUAACGGGACAUACAGUUCGUCGGGGGAGGACGACGAGCUGGAAGAGUGUUACUAUUCCUUCUACAGGCAGGAGUACGAACCGGUCCAGGGGAUCAGCUGCACAUACAUCACGGACGGGACGGGCACUAAGCUCUCAGUGUCGGACGUCGCGCGGGUGCUGAACAUCGAACCAUAUGUUUGCGUUCGCGAUUGGAAGAAGACCCUGUUUUGAGGUCGCUACUUUGGGAAAUAGUGACUCCCCGUUUUGGCGCCUUUUCUUUUUUCAAUCAUUUUGAUCUCCUACACGGCCUCUUGGCUAUGCGUAAUUUCACUACUUUCUUCCAGUACAUAUGUUGACAGUGCUUUCCGUACUGCAUGCUGGGUCUACAACUGCUUGGCCGGGGGCACUGAUGUCGUGCUUUUCGUUGAACUGUUAUUUAUGAGAGCCACUCUUGGCACUGUUACUUGAAUUUCUGCUUUGCAGCUAUACGGCAGGGCGUUUUCCAGGGACCGACGGGAAAUUUUUGUAAAUAACAGUGUUCUCUAGAGGUCUCAUGGGUUGUUGUUUUGCAUAACCUAGGUAGUGUUUUUCUAUUCUUUGUGCCAUUAAGUGAACUUGCAUGCCACCUUACAGCUACUGUGGCUAGCAUGUGUUGUUGACACGAGGCAAGGUGUUACAAAAACACAAGUCCUACUUGAUCUAAGCUUCACCGUCACUACUUGUACUGAACUGUGGAUAAGCUCUUCUCUCCUUCUAUAAAUAUUGCACUUAAAGGUCUUGCAUGAAACUUUAAUGAAAACACACUUAAAAGUUUCAUGUAAUAAUAAUCGUAGGCUAUGUAUAGUCUCUUUCUAUCACUUGUUGUACAUUAGAUGUAUUGAUGUCCUUAGUAGUGUUCGUAAGGAUUAGGUUGUUUCCUCCCUCAAUAAAAAAAAAGGAAUUAUGCCAGUUCUCUGUAGCAUGUGUAACAUGUCUGUUUCAUGCUGUAUGCUUCUGAGGUGUCUGUACAGUAAAUAAACACGUUUCUGUAAACGCAUGUAUCACCUUUUUUGUUU